This is a messenger RNA of Talaromyces stipitatus ATCC 10500, 1081 nucleotides long. RefSeq names its product tyrosine/serine protein phosphatase, putative. The coding region runs from base 47 to 1033 and encodes 328 amino acids. The transcript is spliced from 5 exons. Lineage: Eukaryota; Fungi; Ascomycota; Eurotiomycetes; Eurotiales; Trichocomaceae. Gene Ontology annotation, biological process: dephosphorylation. Gene Ontology annotation, molecular function: phosphoprotein phosphatase activity. The record is from RefSeq and is a predicted model, not a curated record.
UAUCAACCAAAUCAAAUUUUUCUAUUUAAGAAGAAAAGGGGGGAAAAUGGGACAGAAGAGAUCAAAAAGACCAACCAGACUCACACCAUCACCGAGCCCAUCGGCAAGUUCAUCGAGUUUUGAUCUGGCGUCUCCGGAUCGACCGUUUGAUAAUAUUUUGAAUUUCCGGGAUGUUGGGAGGUCGAUUAAUGAGUUUAGUGGUGAUAAGAUACUGAAAGAAGGCAUUCUUUUUCGAAGCGCGAGGCUAGACGAUGCGUCGGAGAGAGAUAGACAUCGUCUUAUAGACGACAUUAAUCUGUCGACAAUUAUUGAUUUACGGUCAAAUACGGAACAUGAAUUGGCGACACGACGACGUCAAAAUUCUAUAUCCUUACAUUCUUCGGAGGAUUCCAGAAUUUCACAGACAGGCGAACGACGGCAUCUCCUGGAUUUAUUAGGAGUUCAACGACACUUUAUCAGUCUCACAGGACGCGCCUUUGAGAGGCUACUCUUGUGGCGUUUGGAUUGGUAUAAUUUUAUAAAAGUUCUAAGCCUUCUAGCAUCCGGCUAUCGCAAAGACGCCAUCAAACUCAUCGCAGCUCAAGUCAUGAAACCCUGCGGUCUCAUCGGCCUAGCUCAAGACACACUCGACAGCUCUAGGUCCGAGAUUCGCGACAUAUUCAGCGUCCUCACCAAGGACGGCUCAUACCCAAUCCUGAUCCAUUGCACACAGGGCAAAGAUCGGACUGGGCUGAUUAUCAUGUUAUUAUUAUUGCUUGUCAGCGAAGCAACAACACCCAGCAUACCGCUUACAGCUAUAGCGUCGGACUAUACAAAAUCCGAAGCGGAGUUACGGCCUGAUUUGGACUCUUUGAUGAAAGAGAUUACGGAUAUAGGGCUGGAUGAGGAAUUUGCAAAGACUCCCUCGGGGUUUACAGAAGCGAUUAAAUCGUAUCUAGAUAUGAAAUAUGGUGGUGCGAGGGGGUAUUUGUUGUCGAUUGGAUGUGAGGAGGGGAAUAUUGAGAAGGUGAGGAAAAGGUUGUUGUUUAAUUGAUACUGAUACCCCUUUUUUUUUUCUUCUCCUGUAUGAACAGUUCCACAG